Molecule: messenger RNA, 1452 nt
Organism: Heterostelium album PN500
Lineage: Eukaryota; Evosea; Eumycetozoa; Acytosteliales; Acytosteliaceae
Product: protein disulfide isomerase
Exons: 5
Coding region: 1-1452 (483 amino acids)
Biological process (GO): response to endoplasmic reticulum stress; protein folding
Cellular component (GO): endoplasmic reticulum
Molecular function (GO): protein disulfide isomerase activity
Source: RefSeq, a predicted model, not a curated record
AUGAAAAUCAAUAAAUUUGUAAUAUUGGCAACAAUUGUUAUAUUGUGUGCCGUCGCAAUUGGUGCUCGUCAUUCUCACUUUGAAGAGGAGGAUGGUCCAUCCGAUGACAAUGUCAUCAGCAUGAAUGAAACAAACUUCAACGAGGUCAUCACUGGACACUAUCUCGUCCUUGUUGUUUUCUGUAUGUCAUGGAGUGGUCACUGCAAGAACUUGAAGCCACACUACUCGGAGGCUUCCAAGUCAUUUGCCACCAACAAUAAGGUUGCAUUUGGUAAAGUAGAUUGUAUUGUUGAAAAUAAUCUCUGUCAAUCGAAUAAAGUUGAAUUACUCCCAACUUUGAUUCUCUUCAGAAACGGUGAACCAGAACCAUUCGAAUUAGGUGAUAAAACAGCUUCCGGUAUUAUCAUCGCGCUCACUUCAGUUCUUUUGCCACCGAUCACCAUUAUUGGAACCGAGAAAGAUUUGGAUAGGUUGAAGGCUUUUGAAAAGGAUGUUAUUGUUGGUUUCUUUGAUAACGAUCACGACAACCAUUACGCCACCUUUAAAAAGUUGGCCUUCUCCAUGAAGAAGUUCAUCAAGUUUGGUGCUGUCAUCAACAACAAGGAGUUCUCUGCCAAGCACGUCAAAUCGAUUCCAUCCGCCAACAUCUACACCAAGUUUGAUGAUUUUCCGGUUGUCCCAUUCACUGGUAACUCGUUCGAACCAGAGGAAUUGACUCGAUUCAUCCAAUCAAGUAUUUUGCCAACUUUGGGUGAGUACAGCGAUCUCAUCAGUAGGAACUACCCUAUCGAUCUCCCAAUUGCCUACCUCUUUGUCAACACAAGCGAGAAGGAAACCACAGAAACCACCAUUGCUGAAGUCACCAAGAUAGCCGCUGCCCACAAAGGUAAGAUCAUCUUCUGCUCCGUCAACAACCCACGAUACGCCGAGUAUCUCGGUUUGUCUGGAUCCAAGUUUCCAGCUCUAGUCAUCCAGAACAUUGCUAAGCAAAAAAAGCUCUUGUUCCCAGAGAACAAAGAGUUCACUCAAACCGCCGUUUCCGAAUUCGUUCAACAAGUCAAUUCCAGCCAAAACCAGUCUGUCAAGAUCAUCGUUGGUAAUACCUUCGAUCAGAUCGUCCUCGAUGAAACCAAGGAUGUCUUGGUUGAAUUCUACGCUCCAUGGUGUCCUUACAUCUGGAGUUUGAAACCAACCUACGAAAAACUCGGAGAUUACAUGGCCAAAUACCCACAUAUCGUCAUUGGCAAGAUCGAUGCCACCGCCAACGAUGUUCCACCAGAACUUGACAUCCGUGGUUUCCCAACGAUCAAGUUCUUCAAGGCCAACGAUAAGAAGAACCCAGUUACGUUCGAGGGUGAACGUGAUCUCGCAACUCUGGUCGAAUUCAUCAAAGAGCAUUCCAUCCAAGCUUUGAAGAGCACCGAAUCCAAUGAGUUAGUUUGGUAUCAUUGA